CGACGUAUUACGGAACACGAAGAAACUGACUGGUUUACAAAAGCUCGUUAACCAGAUGUUGGACAUUGAAUGCCAUUGGAACAGUGCGCUUAAUCGUAAAUGCCUUGGUACUUCAUUGUGUGGCCACUAUGAAUCUUCAACAUCACUAGCUGCAAAUGCCAAAACCAAAGAAAAAGCCUGUUCGACCUCCACUGGAAUUUAUAAAUGAACCUUUCUCUAAACCAAAGGGAGAGACUGUAUACAAAACGUGUUCUGAGGUGUAUCCUGAAGUAAAAAGAGCACCUAUCGAUGAAGUUAACGGUUGGUUCGAACCGAGCUUUAGGACACUUAGAGUGCCGAAAAAACAAACAGUUGCCAGGAGUUCGUCAAACCCUCGUCAUGUCUUACCUGAACUGGAGUUUGUUGACGAUGAGCGAAUUUCGGUCAAGUCAUUAUCUACCCUUGAUAGACAGAAGUCUUGUCCAUUGUUCCCUUUGAAAUCUCCUGAAGCAGUUAGUCGCAAUGUGGUCGUAUUAGUCAAAGAAACACCGGAGAAUACUAAUCGUACAAGUAAAAGCUGUGCAAAAGGUAUUUUCAAAGUACGUCCCUUAUUCGAAGAAUUACCUGGUUGUACAGAGGAUCUAUCAAGAUUGAAGAUUAGAGAAUGAAGUUUUAUCACAGAAAAUACCAUUUUGAUUUUCGCAUUCGAUAUGCAUGAAACUUGACUUCUAUCUAUUUUCCUUUUAUAAAUAGAUUUUACUUCUUGAAACAAAAUUCUCUUCUUUUAAUUACUUUUAACUGGUACAUAAUUUGAGUUUUAUUAGUUUUGUCUUAUUCCAGACUUAUUGGUUAAAUGUUUCCUGAACUUUUAAGUGUGUUUAUGUUCCUAGUGAGACUUUAACACAAUAUCCAUCUUUCCAAGCAAUAUAUAAUACUAUCCCCUUGGUUACUGGGGUUAUAUUAAGUAAGUUCUGGUCAGCACUUAUCGGGUAUUGGAA
Heterobilharzia americana is the source of this 977-nucleotide messenger RNA. NCBI's taxonomy places the organism in Eukaryota, Metazoa, Platyhelminthes, Trematoda, Strigeidida, Schistosomatidae. The record is from the annotation of a GenBank genome assembly.